Messenger RNA from Beta vulgaris subsp. vulgaris (sugar beet), 2731 nucleotides. Its product is annotated as receptor-like protein 4. Gene Ontology annotation, molecular function: protein binding. The transcript has 9 exons. Lineage: Eukaryota; Viridiplantae; Streptophyta; Magnoliopsida; Caryophyllales; Amaranthaceae. Bases 180 to 2060 code for a protein of 626 amino acids. The record is from RefSeq and is a predicted model, not a curated record.
CACUGCUCAGUAGUGCUGACUGCACUCACUCCUAUGAACGCGCAACUUCUCCGUUUUUCUCAUCGUGCUCCCAUCUUUCUCCCGCUAAUCUCGCCACUUUCUCUCUCCUCUCUCUCAAUCUAAACUAACCCCCCCUUUUUAGUACUACUGUCCUAACCCAAAAACAUCUCUUCGUAAUCAUGUCUCUCCUAAUCAUCAUUUUCUCUCUCCUCAUUUUCUCUCCUCUUUCUCUCUCCACUCCCUUCAACAUUUCAUACCACAUAGACUGCGGCGGCUCCAACACCUUCGUCGACCACUUCAAGACUACAUGGAUUUCUGACCGUUUCUUCACCGGUGGCGCAACCUCUGUAGUCUCCGAACCUCUGCAUUUCUCCGUACAACAAGAGAAGACUAUUCGAUUCUUCCCUCCGACAACCUCGGGUCCUAAGAACUGCUAUAUUAUCCCUACUUCCGCCAAUGGUGGUCGGUAUCUGUUCCGUACAUUUACCGUGUACGAUAAUUACGACGGUAAAAAACAUCCGCCGAGUUUUGAAGUAUCCGUUGAAGGUACUGUUGUUUUCAGUUACCAUUCACCGUGGCCGGAAACUGUUUCAACCGACGGGUCUUACUCUGAUCUGAUUGCUUUCGUCGAUGAUGGCCAAGCCGAUGUUUGUUUUUACUCAAUUGCCACUGAUUCUCCCCUAAUUGGAACCCUAGAAGUUAUCGAAAUUGAUCCGGCGUCGUAUGAUUCGUCGAAUUUAGGGAAUAAUUCUUUGUUGGUUAAUUAUGGGAGGUUGAGUUGUGGGGACGAUCAGUGGGGGCCAGGGCUUAGUAAUGAUACUGAUUUUGUUGGGCGGGCGUGGGAGUCGGAUGCUGAUUAUCGGUCUAAGAAGAUUAAGGGUGGUGUUCAGGUGAUUUCGACUACGAGGGCGGUUCGUGGGGCGAACCAGAAGCCGAAUUAUUUUCCUAUGAGGGUGUAUCAGACUGCUGUGACUGUUGGUUCUUUAGGGGUUUUGGAGUAUGAGUUGAAUGUGGAUGCUAAGCUUGAUUAUUUAUUGUGGUUUCAUUUUGCUGAGAUUGAUAGUAAGGUUACUAAGGCUGGCCAAAGGGUGUUUGAUGUGUUGGUGAACGGGGUUAAUGUGAAUCGAAUCGAUGUUUUUAAGUCGGUUGGAGGGUUUAAGGCUCAUGAUUGGCAUUAUGUUGCCAAGAAUUUGAGCAGUACAUUGUUGACUGUUGAGUUGAGUCCUGUUGUUGGUGAGCCUAUUCUCUGUGGGUUGGAGAAUUAUGCCAUUGUACCUAAUGAUCUUGCUACUGUUCCUGAUCAAGUUGUGGCUAUGAGGGCGUUGAAGCACUCACUUCGAGUUCCAGAUAGAAUGGGAUGGAAUGGUGAUCCAUGUGCUCCUACUACCUGGGAUGCGUGGGAAGGAGUUACUUGUCGUACUAACAAAGACGGGAAUGGCCUUGUUAUAUCUCAAAUUGACCUUGGGAGCCAGGGUUUGAAAGGAUUUAUUAGUGAUCAGAUCAGUCUCUUGGUGAACUUGGCUGUCUUGAAUCUGAGUUCUAAUUCCUUGACAGGCUCUUUGCCAGACGGCCUUGGUCAACAAUCUCUUGUAAAACUGGAUUUGUCAAAUAACGAGUUUACAGGAGCUAUUCCUGAUAGUCUUGCUUCAUCAAGAAACCUGCAGCUUGUGCUGUUGAAUGAUAAUAAACUGGAAGGGCGAGUGCCAGAGCAGAUUUACUCAGUGGGUGUCCAUGGUGGAGCGAUCGAUCUCUCCACAAACAAGGGUCUGUGUGGUGUUCCUUCUUUGCCAGAAUGUCCUUUCUUAUGGAGCAAUGGUCGGUUGUCCAGUGGUGGUAAAAUUGCAAUAGGCAUAACUUGCUUGGUGGUUGUUUGUGUUGUGCUGCUGGUGAUAUACAUCUGCGUCAGACGCAAGAGGAAUGACUAUGACUUCGGUCUACCACAUGAGUUAAUGUCAAUGGCUGCAAAGAGAAACCGCUAUCAUAGACAGAAGUCAUUGAUGCACCUUGAAAUGGAAAGCCAGCAUGCCAAAGGGUUAAUACCGAUAGUGAAACCUCAAUAGCAUGAAACAUCUAGGAGCGGAACAAGUUUUUGCAGCUAUACUAUAUGUUGGAUAACCAAUAGCUCAUUGUAAAGGGUCUUACAAAAACUGUCGAGAUAUAAUUGAUGAGAGAGGAGUAAGAUCGAGAUUUUGACAGGUUUGCUUCUUCCAACAAUUUGUUGCGAACUGUGGUCACCAAACAAUGAUUUUGCAGAGAUAUACAGUGCAUCGUGUAUAUAUUCUUCGAAGAUGGCAGAAAGGUGAACACCCUUGAAAUCUGUUAGGAUUAUACCCCAAGCAAAGGGGCAUUUGUUUUACGUGUGACAUUGACAUCCACCUCUUCGAUGGCCAUACCGACUAGUCAUUGAUCUAAUUCUGCUGAUCAUCAUCUUAGCAAUGUAAUCUUAUUUUUCUUCUUUUUUUUUUCUCACUUUUGUGCAUUCAUAGUAUCAGUCAUAAACUUGUAUUUAUUUGGUUCACUCUGAUCCUCAGUGGCUUUUUUAAUUCUAUAUGGAAUUUAUGUAAAGUUUUUUUUUAGGCUAUCUCAUCGGUGAAGCAUACUGAGAAGAUAAUAUUAUGAAUUUUACAUUCUUUUGGGUACAUUCAUACAAUGUAAGAGCUCUGUAACCUUGAAUGCAUUCUUUGUUGUAUGGAUAUGAUCUAGCUCUAUACCAAAGGGUUAAAUUUUCUUU